Nicrophorus vespilloides is the source of this 2841-nucleotide messenger RNA. Its product is annotated as TLD domain-containing protein 1. Lineage: Eukaryota; Metazoa; Arthropoda; Insecta; Coleoptera; Silphidae. The record is from RefSeq and is a predicted model, not a curated record.
AAACUAUGGGGACCCCAGAUGGAUGCGAGGCUUUCACAAUAUAUACACAAUUAUUUAUUUGGUAGUGGAGAAGCGAGAACGCAGGCCGUGGACCUGGAAAGAUUCGCCGAAUUGUUCGUUUACUGUACGAGAGGAACCGUGGACGAGAAACUGAAAGUUCUUCUGGUUUCGCUCGGUCGGCAGGAGAACGACAACUCGAAUGUUCCUUAUUUACUAGUCAAAGAAUACGUUGAGAGCAUAGUCUCGUCAUAUACAAAAAUCCAAAGGUUAAGCAAUACCAAGCAAUUCAAAAGCUGGCAGUCUCGCGGUUGCUUCAUAUCGCCGCAAAACGUUCAACGUUUAGCCGAGAGUUUGAUCCAUGAAUUGGCAACGGGCGAAUUGAUCACAAGACAUUCGCUGGAAGUGUGGCUGCAAGGAUCGACGGUUCUCGGUCAGCUCUUCAUAUUCGUAUUCAAGCAUCUGUACAGCAUCUCGCAUCGGGAAAAAGUCCAAGCAUCUUCGACCGAGAAGAGCAACGUUGCGCAUUAUCCGUGCGAGGAAGCUCCGAUCGUCGAAGCGGACAAAGACAGGAGUUUGGUGCCGUAUUGUCGCGGUUUAGACCUGAUACCCAGCUAUCCAAGUAUACUGGAUUUGAAUCAAAUCGUCUUCAUCAAUGCGCAUCUACCGCAGCAGUACCAAUUAGAAUGGAGGUUUCUGUUUUCCUCCGAGAUUCAUGGUGAAUCGUUUUCUACUUUAAUAGGCAGAAUAGUUAAUCAAGGACCAUCCGUUCUCAUAAUCGAAGAUAAGAAUGGUUUCAUGUUCGGUGGAUUUGCACCGAGCAACUGGAGUUUAGGGCCGAAUUUCUUCGGCGACGAUAGCAGCUUUCUAUUCACCCUCGCUCCUCGCAUGAGAAUGUUCUUCUCGACAGGGUACAAUCAACAUUUCCAGUACUUAAAUCUGCAUCAACAGACGAUGCCCAAUGGACUGGCGAUGGGUGGUCAGCACGGAUACUGCGGUCUCUGGCUGGAUUCGGAAUACGGAUCCGGUCAUACAAGCGAAUCCUGUACAACGUACAAAGCGUACACGCAACUCUCCCAUGUGAAGGAAUUCAGUUAUAGGCAUCUCGAGGUUUGGGGUUUGGGUCAACCGCCGCCACCGCCGGCAGACCGUGAAGAGCGCAGCAUCCUCGACAACCAAGUGGAGAACAAAGCUUUACUGAAAAUGACCGGCCGCACCAUCCAUAGUGAAGGUCUGCGCGAAACCAAGAACGAAUGAACGUGAACUCCGAUGUUCGCAAAGUGUGCCAAAAUAUGUCCUUGCAAAACAAAGAAUUGAGUGUUUCAUAAGCUGCAUGAAACCAACAUAAAAAUAUCCUAUUUAUUCUUCAUAUUUCUGUUUAAUUUACGACUGAUUUUACUAUACCAAAUAUGAAACAAACACUGUUUCUGGUCAUUCCUACUACAGUUCGUUUCCUUUUUUUUUUUGCAUCGCCGCCAUACAAUUUUAAGAGAGGCUCUCUAUAAAUUUUUAUGGUAUUUUUAAAUAAUGCAUAUUAUGUCCAAAUAAUUAAGCACAUUUUACUCAAUUUUCAUUAUUGACGAUUAUUAUUGGAUUCGAUGAAUCACCACCCUUAAUUAAAUUAAAUUGGGUGCAUGCAAAUUCACUGCAAAUUGUUCGUUCUUAUAACUUAUAUAACUUACUCACUAUCUUCUAUAUUUACGUUUUUCUUGUUUGUAUAUAAUACACACGUAAAAAGGAUUGUUAAAUUAAUGUUUAUGUAAAUAUAUAAAUGUUUUAAUUAAUCUCAAUAUGGGACAUCCAAACCUUAAGAUAAGAAAACAUAAUUUUAUUAAUGCACUUGAAACAUCAUACGAUGGUUGCUGUUAUUUCAGUUUCAAAGGUCGAUUUGAAUUAGAAAUCUUUUCGUUAAUUCCGAUAUUGAGAUAUUGUUAUUUGAAUGUCUGCAUCAAAAUAAAUAUUUUAUUUUUCUAUGGUGAGUAAGUAAGUAAUUCAAAUGUGCAUAUUAUAUUUAGUUUAUACGACUAAUUUUUCCUCAUCUCAAAUUAUACACAAAUAAACGGCUUCUUGCUUCGUUUCUCAAUUUAAAUGAUUAGAUCAAAACAAAAAGAAAUCAUUUGACGCACAAAUUACAUUUUUCAUGCAAUUUUUUCUCUUAUUAAAUAAAAUAAUUAAUUGGAUUCGAUGAUAACAGCGUUGUAAAGAUGUAUGUAUUCUGUAAAAAACAACAAAAAAAAAAGAGAAAUGUUUUUAAAUAAAUAAAUACGAUUUAAAAGAAAAUGAAAACCAACCACAAAGAAGUAAUAGACUUUAUUUUUGUUCUGUUUUUAUUAGGUUAUAUUAUUUAUAUAAGUCGAGAAGAAAGUAACAUUGUAUUCUAUACAUUGAAACAUGACAACUAUCUGACUCAGGAAUAUCCGUAUAAUAAUAGUAAUAUUAUUUGAAAAAAAAUAAACAACAAAAAUUAGGUAAGUAAAGACGUACGAAAACAGAUUAGAGUAUGAUUAAAAAAAAAGAGAUAAUUUAUUAUUAACAGUCUUAAAUAAUGAAAUAGAAAUACAAAGAAUAGUCUCAAAAUACGUGAAUCCUCCUCAUUAUUAUUCUUAUUACUUCUUUCCUUCCUUUGCUCAACGAAAAACAAUUCUUUUGGUUUACAUUUUAAUGACUAAAAAAAAAAUGUACAAAAUAUGCGAAAACAUGCCUCGUACAUACAUAAAUUUAUAAUAGAAGAAUAAAGAAACUUAAAGGAAAUAUUACCCUGCUACAUUUUGAGAUUGAAGAACGAAAAAUUAAAGUAUAGAAGAUGAUGGAGAGAAAGAGAGAGAGUGAGAGAGAGAAAAAAAA